AUGAUCAGUCUAGUCAAGGCCACACCGAUAACAGUGAACAGCAUUAUUGAGCCGUACGCUGCGGAAAUGAAAGAAUAUGGCAAGAUACUGGAUAAUCUAGCUCCAGCAAGUGUUCGUGAGAAGGUACAGCAAUACAAGUCUCUACUAGAGGCACAAGUUGUAGGGCCAGUAGACGACGCUCUCUCCCACAUGACCGAGCUGAUCAACGAUGCCUUAGCUGAGCGGGGCCUUCCCUCUGCAGUCCAGAAGCAAGAGUGUGAUGGAAGUGACGAGGAGGAUGUUAAAGUCCCCGAGAGCGUCUGGUCCAACAUAGAAAAG
Molecule: messenger RNA, 318 nt
Organism: Perkinsus marinus ATCC 50983
Lineage: Eukaryota; Perkinsozoa; Perkinsida; Perkinsidae
Exons: 4
Source: RefSeq, a predicted model, not a curated record